AUGGAUUUGAAAGAUACACGGAACUGGGUUAUUGGAAUGUACAAUGUUGUUUGUCCCCCCUGGCUGGCAGUGUGGAAGGAAAGGAUAGGUGUGGCAGGAUUGCCUUAUGAGUCUAUAGACUUUGAGAAGGAAACGGCAAACUUCAAAGCAUGGACGGCUAUUCAGCUUAGACAAUAUGCUAAAGAAAGAUCCAUCGCAAUUCCUAAAGCAUAUGAAGCUAAGGCAAACCUGGUGGAAUAUCUUCGGUACAAUCUGCUGGCAUGCAAAGCAGUAAUUAAGAAAGAGAUUGUACCUGAAGCACCUGCCACACUAGUGAAAUCACGUAUCGAGUUAGAAGACGAUGCACGGGGGCGCUUCAAUGGUAUAAAAUUUGAACUUUAUGAUCAAAAUGUAGUGCAAUAA
Sphaeroforma arctica JP610 is the source of this 402-nucleotide messenger RNA. RefSeq lists its product as hypothetical. NCBI's taxonomy places the organism in Eukaryota, Ichthyosporea, Ichthyophonida. The transcript has a single exon. The record is from RefSeq and is a predicted model, not a curated record. The coding region runs from base 1 to 402 and encodes 133 amino acids.